Gallus gallus (chicken) is the source of this 6239-nucleotide messenger RNA. RefSeq names its product tribbles pseudokinase 2 (gene TRIB2). The record is from RefSeq and is a predicted model, not a curated record. Gene Ontology annotation, cellular component: nucleus. NCBI's taxonomy places the organism in Eukaryota, Metazoa, Chordata, Aves, Galliformes, Phasianidae. The transcript has 3 exons. Gene Ontology annotation, biological process: regulation of MAP kinase activity; positive regulation of proteasomal ubiquitin-dependent protein catabolic process; protein phosphorylation. Bases 3434 to 4321 code for a protein of 295 amino acids. Gene Ontology annotation, molecular function: ATP binding; mitogen-activated protein kinase kinase binding; protein kinase activity.
AUCUGCACAGUGGCGAGGAGCUGGUUUGCAAGGUAAUGCCUCUCCUCCUUGUUAUCCUCACGUCUCGUGUCAGUUUCCCGUGUCUCGCAGGAGGGCCGAGUGCAGCCGUGGGCUUCAAUUAUUAAACACUUUUAAAAAUGAAAGGCGCAGGAGAGGCAUUCAGGGCGCAUCCUGGAACUUUUCCCUCUCUCCAGACAAUGGCCACGUUCUAGCGGUGGCCCGCAGCCAGCUCUGCCUCUCACCCCGGGGACAUUGUUCUGGAAAGAGCCGUCCUUUAAGUAGGUCUUAGAGGGAGUUCAGGGCAGGAGAAAACCUCGUCUUCCCCACUCUCACUUCUCAAAACGGAAUGGGGAAUCGCCAGCUUGUUUGGAGGUGUUGGGACCUGCUGGCUGCCUCGUUUUUUUUUUUUUCCCCAUCCCUUGUUCUGGUACGGAAGAGGAUGUGGAAGCGAGAAGGUCACAAUCAGCUUUGUCUCAAAAAGUGAUUUAAAAAAGAAAAAAAAAAAAAAACCCACAUCGAAUGAAUCAGCCCGAGCUCCCUCACCAUGGAGCUUGUUUGCAAACAUCAUCCUCCCCCAUUGCACAACUGAGCAAGAAUAAAACCUGCACACCUACGGCUUUCGGAGGAGCAGACAAAAUAGCUGGCCCGCUCUUUGUAGCCAGUCUGCUCUCCGUGCCUCCUCCCUGAUUGCUCUGCCCUUAGAGGUGAGCUGUUGGAGGAAGACCCCCACGUGUGUGCACGUCUGUCGAGGGAUGUUAUGCUCCUUUUGGGCUGAGGGAAUAUUUUCCUUUGUUCCUAAAUUGCAGAUCUCAUUGUCUGUAGUGAGCCAGACUUGUGCCCCGCAGUAGUAGUUCUUGUAACUAUGGAGCAGAUUGCAACCUUGCAGCAGGCGCUGCAGUAUUUGCAUUGUUCCUGAAAUAGAGAAUUGUGCCCUUUGGCAGUCUUGGGUGUCAAACUAGUGCAAAAACUGAGAAGUAGACAUACUGUAACUCGCUCACAUUCCAGGGAUUAAUGCUCGUGUUGCUGAUGGUUUCAUACUUCUGUGCUCAAUUCAUAAGUUCAGGACUGGCUCGUAGCAGGGAAGUGAAAAUAAUCGCUCCUGUUUCUCUGUUUGUAGAGCCCGGAGUUCAGAAGGCGAUUUAAAUGUGCUCAUUGAUUGAGUUAUACAACCUGAUGUUAAGGCAACUUCGGACUUUGUGUGCUUAUUCAGGGAGAAAAAAAGGGCCCGUGACUUUGCAAAGGGCUAAUAUUGCAUGCUGAAGUGAAUGCUUUGUUACUAAACUGAAACAGAGCAGGAGAAUUUCUAGAAUGAAAGCCAGCUCGGUGCAGCAGCACAGUGCUGCACUCUAGGACAUUGGCAUCUUUUCAUGAAAUAAACAGAUCCCACAAAGCUGCUGCUCUGUGUGAAAUCAUAGGUGAACUCGCGUGGCGAGUGGUGAAGCGGGGGCUCUGCUCUCCUUUGUUUCCUGUUUGGUUUGCAGGAUUAAGGUGGUGUUUUGGUAACAGCAGGAGUGGCGUGGCCGCAGCUCACAAAAGGCUGGACUUGAUUUCUUUCCUCCCUUUAAGCUGUAUGUUUUUAAGCUGAUCCUGACGUUUCAAUAGUAUCAGUUUUUCCAUGUGUGCAAGGCAUUACUUCUAGCGGGGCUCCAAAAAUAUUAUCCUGGCUUGAAUUGCCGGUUUGUGAAUAUGCAGUUCUCAGUCCUGAACUCAUCUUAAUUUAAAGCCUUCUUUAAAAUGCCUGUGGUAACAUGACUGCUAUUUGUCAAGUAGCCUUCCGGCGAAGAGACCUGCUAUCUGGUAUCUUAUUGAAGAUGCUCUUGGAGAUUGCUUGCACAAACAUUGGGUUGGAUAACAGACACAUACUGAUGAUUCUCAAGAUUCAUUUGGCUGCACCCACUGACUGUACAGAUGCCGUUAUUUGCUUCAAGGCUCUAUGGCAUCCAAACAAUGGUAACUUCUCACUUCCAAUUCCCAGCGAGAACUAAAUCAAACUGCAGCUUAUUGGACGUUUGCUGAAUUGAGGCCAGGGAUUUUAGAAGCUGGGAUACAAAGAAGCCUUUUAUAAAAGGUAUUCUACCCUGUAGCAGUGUGACGGUGCUUCCCAUCUCCCCCUUUUCAAACAUAGAGCUGAUACAGAUCCAUACCUGCUUAACCUAGCCCAGCAUCCACAAAAUGUGGCAAAUUUCUAUCAGGACAGCCUGGUUAGGAGAGAGUUCUGGACUUUUUUCACAAGGGAUUUGAGCUCUGUGAAAAUUCCCUCUUAAAUUUUAUUUUACAGCAGCCUCUUUGUAGCGUGGCCAUUCACUUAGAGUUCGGAGAUAUAAAUGUCAAUGAGUUCUCCUCUGGAAUGAUUUACACCCGGGUGAUUUCAGCAACACCCCUCCUCAGUUCUGCUUCCUUGGCUCGCUGUGUCGCCAGAAUGCCUCCCUGCUGAUCUGCCCCCUGCAAAACGUGUGGGAUCUGGCUGGCAGCCCUUAAGGUUGUGUCCUCUAUGCUGGGUCGCAGCCACGCAGGUGUGGGGUGAGGAGGGGGUUUCUCCGUGGUGUGGGUUUGGGUCCUCUUCUGGGGAAGGGGUUGGUUAGGAUUGUGCUCUGAAGCAAUGCACGGCGCAGGUUGCGAAGCCUUAGGGAAAUUUGGAUUGAACUGUCUCUCUUAAUGCCCAGUCCUGAAAGCUUUGUAAAGGUUCAAAGAAAGCAAGGAGGUUUGCUACUGGGAGAGCACGCAGAUACCUGCUAUGCAAUACAAACGCCAGAUGGAAUACAAAAAUAAGAAGCUGUGGUUUAAACCGGUGUGUUUGGUAGCUUUACCAGGCUCUUCAUUUUUGUGUUCAAUUAAAAUGGGACGUGACUACCUUAAAUUCUUCUCACCCAAGUAACAAAACACCAGAGAGCGAGUUACAUAUUAAUAGCAUUUUUAUGCUGGUGGAAACACUAAUCCCUUGCUUUGUAGCACAUCCGGAGCAGGUAUAAUUAAAAACAAAAAUCCCUCCCAUCAAUACUUGGCUUAUAUUCUUCUCCAGCACACUGACUGCCGUUACUCUCAAUGAAGUCUUUCUUCUUCAUGUAAUGUGGGCAUUUCUCAAUCGACUCACAUACUGAUUCAUUCGUCAUCACUAGAUUAUAGUAACUUUUUAUGUUUGGGUUUCCCAGCAGCCUUUUUAAUUCCUACAGCUCAUUCACAAGAUCAGUGAUAACAUACUCGCUAUUAAAGGCACACUUUGCUUUUAAUGGAGCACUCAACUGAAGCGCAGAGAGCUCGGGUGGCUCUGCCUUUUCCCUUCUGAAGGGUGUUUGUCUGCACUCCAACGCUGGGGCUGCUUCCCCGGUUGUCCUUCUGAUCUCAUAAACAGCCAUUGUAAAACUGAGACUUUGAAAAUGAAAGUGACUUUGCGGGAGGGGAAAGAAAUGCAGGAAGUAAAUAUGAAUGGUGAAGGAUGUUGCUUAAACCUGAAAUUCUGUCAAGCUUUAAUGGGUUAAUAAAGUCAACAGGGAGGCAUGUGGGUCAGAGUGGGUUUAAUCUGACAGCUUCUCUCAAGGCAGAACUACUGGUCAAGUUUUCUGUGUUUGAUAUUGGCUGCUACCAGGAGUUAUUAGCACCAUGUUUUUGUCUGCCUGCACAUAAAAAUAUCAACCAAAUUACUGAAAUAAUUCUCGGGGAGACAAAAGCGUAUGUGUUCUUUGAAAGGAGCUAUGGGGACAUGCAUUCAUUUGUUCGCACCUGCAAGAAGCUUAAAGAAGAGGAGGCAGCCAAACUCUUCUAUCAAAUAGCUUCCGCUGUUGCACACUGCCAUGAUGGUGGACUGGUACUGCGAGAUCUGAAGCUGCGAAAGUUUAUUUUCAAGGACGAAGAAAGGACUAGAGUGAAAUUGGAAAGCUUAGAAGAUGCUUAUAUUUUAAGAGGAAAUGAUGACUCUCUUUCUGAUAAGCAUGGAUGCCCAGCCUAUGUGAGUCCAGAGAUCUUGAACACAAAUGGCAGCUACUCUGGCAAAGCAGCGGACGUAUGGAGUCUAGGUGUCAUGCUUUAUACCAUGCUAGUUGGACGCUAUCCUUUCCAUGACAUUGAGCCUAGUUCCCUCUUCAGCAAGAUCCGGCGUGGGCAAUUUAACAUUCCAGAAACUCUGUCCCCUAAGGCAAAAUGCCUCAUACGUAGCAUACUGCGUCGGGAGCCAUCAGAAAGGCUGACUUCACAGGAAAUUCUGGACCAUCCAUGGUUUUCUACAGAUUUUAACGUAUCGAAUUCAGGAUAUGGUGCUAAGGAAGUAUCAGAUCAGCUGGUGCCUGAUGUCAACAUGGAAGAAGACUUGGACCCAUUCUUUAACUGAGCACAAAGACUGGUGUUCAGAAGGUACACAACCUGGAGAUGGACACAUGAAGGAGCCCUUCCUGAUGGUGUUAAAUCACAUCCUGCAUCAGCCUAGCUUGGUAGCAAAUGACACUCGGAGGUCCUCGGAUUGAGGAGGAACCUCCACAAGGAGCUAAUAUAACAAAUGUAGCAUGGGGACAGACUGGGGGGUGGGGGGAGCUUGCUAUCAGGUUAGAUUGAUUUGGAGGAGAAAAGGCAGCAUGGAGCAAUUGUAGCUUCUCACCUUUCUGGAGCCAAGGAGACUGCACAUGCCAACUCUGGUGCAGCUAUAUCACUCCUGUUUCUGUUCCAUUAAAAAUAGUGGUAACUCACAACAAAUAGAAACUUUUUGCCUCAGCUCACAUCUUGGCAUCGCACUGUUAAAUAUUUAACUUCAGCCAUUAUUCAGGGAAAGUACAAUUGGCUAACAUUUUUUUUUAAUCGGAUGUCUAAUAAUUGAUGGAAUUAAUUUAAGAAAAAAUUAGGUGCACAAAGACGGACAUGAAAAGUGGGUGCUAAAAACAAACAAAAUUUCAGUUCAUGUCUCUUGAUAGCUAUUUUCAACUCAUUUCUUCUAAAUAAACUACUUAAUAUUCUUGUCAGGAAAUGACAUUUUAAUGCUUUGUUCCCUUAAGGGGAAGUAACUGUCAUUUAACAAGCUGUUCUGUUUUGUGUCAAAUGGUUUGUUGCAGGAAGCUAUUAUAACUCGAACUUCCAGAUGCAUUACUGCUAUAAAAGGAGAGAAAAAAAAAAUGUAAUUUUUUCAAAAAGAUAUGAGAUACUGGCUUCCAUAUCUGCCAUGCUGCACGUAUAUGACUAGAGAGGACAGAAAGCCCUUAAUUGUCUCUUUAUCUGAGAACCGAUCUCUUCUUUACCUGACUGGCCCACAUGUAAAUAGAGGGCUCUUUAUUACUGAAGAAGAGUAUUGUGGGUUUUGUUUUGUUUUGUUUUUUGCUUUGAAUUCCUCUCAACUUGGGAAAUGAAUUGUUUGGGUUUGAUUAUUAUUUUUUUUUUGUUUAUGUCCAGAAUAAGAAAUAAGAGGGUAUUAAUAAGCUGAACAUUUAUAUUACAGAUAUUCCUCUUGAAACAUACACAGUAAUAUGCACCUUUUGUAUUGUCAAGACUUAUUCUAUUUAUUGAAGAAAAUGUCACAGUAGUGAUGUAUUAAGCCAGUACUUCAAUUACGGGUUGACUUGGGAUGACAUGUUACAUGCUGUAGUUAACACACUUCUUUUCUGUUCAGGUAUUUCUGUCCCUAAAUAACUUUUUAUUUAGCUUUUUUGUUUUUUUUGUUUGUUUUGUUUUGUUUCUGGAUAGCUUUAUUUGAUUUAGACUGGCAAAUGUUUUUAUUACUGCUUUUAUAUUGCUGUAUGAUAUUGAAAUCUCUUGGCAUAAAUAUUUGUGUUUCCAGUACCUCAGUUGUUCUGAUAUUACUGCCUGUAUACGUUUUGUGAAGUGGUCAUGUUUUUUGGGUAGGUACAUGUGGACUCUGUAGUAUGUAAAUGUUACUUGAAUUUGUGCUUAAUUAUAGUAUGUGGCAUGUGCGUACAGCUACUUGGCAUUUGACGUAUGGAUGCUAUUUGCCUGCCUCGCAGGAAAGUUAUGGUCCCACUCUCAAGAGGAUGUUUCACAGUUCUUUAUCAAGAGACAAAGCUAGCUGCAGCUGACCUGCCUUGGUUCUAUUUUGAUAACUAAGAAUAUAAAGGAGUAACGUUUUUACACUCUGAAGAUGGUGCUGUGUCAAGAAGGACUUUUUUUAUUUUAUAAAUACCUUAUAGGAGGAAAGAUUGGUGAUGUGCAUGGUGGGGUUUUACUGCCUCUGGUGCUUUGUCAUGUAUUUGGUUUAAUGUUUUUUGUCCUAAUCUCUUCAAUAAAUAAAAUGUGCAUAUUUAACUAAA